Messenger RNA from Scheffersomyces coipomensis, 1944 nucleotides. RefSeq names its product dolichyl-P-Man:Man(7)GlcNAc(2)-PP-dolichol alpha-1,6-mannosyltransferase (gene ECM39). The record is from RefSeq and is a predicted model, not a curated record. Lineage: Eukaryota; Fungi; Ascomycota; Pichiomycetes; Serinales; Debaryomycetaceae. Gene Ontology annotation, molecular function: alpha-1,6-mannosyltransferase activity. Gene Ontology annotation, cellular component: endoplasmic reticulum membrane. The coding region runs from base 96 to 1919 and encodes 607 amino acids. Gene Ontology annotation, biological process: protein N-linked glycosylation. The transcript has a single exon.
UUUGACUUUGACAGAUUUUAAAAUAUUUUAAUUUUUCACUUUUUAACUGUUUCAAGUAUCUACUUCUUCUUCUUCUUCUUCUUAAGACCUUCAAGAUGUAUGGAUACAACAAGUUGUUAGAUGCUGCCUUGAUUGGUUUGAUAUCAUUUUACUUAAUCAUUGCUCCAUUUACUAAGGUUGAAGAAUCAUUCAAUUUGCAAGCUAUUCAUGAUAUUCUUAAUUAUGGUAUCUUCCCCAAACAAACCAUUGAAGACAAUUAUGAUCAUAUCGUGUUUCCAGGGGCUGUUCCAAGAACUUUCGUCGGUAGUUUGGUAUUAGCUGGUAUUGUCAAAGUGAUCAAUACUGUUACUUCUGUGUUUGGUUACGAUUUAUUACAACAAUCAACUCAAAAUGAUUUACAAUUAGUGGUUAGAGCUGUAUUAGGUUUAUUGAAUGCAUUCCUGUUAAUUCAAAUCAGAGAAAGUAUCAAUAGUGUUACCUUCAGAGAUAGAAAAAGUAAAAUCAAAGGGUUAUUGGGAUUCUGGUAUCUGGUUUUAUUACUCAGUCAAUUCCAUAUUUUAUUUUAUUCAACCAGAACUUUACCAAAUUUCAUUGCUUUACCGAUUGUAAAUUUAGCCUUUAGUAAACUUCUCAAGGGUGAUAUUUCUGGUUUGACUUGGUUAGCCUUUUGUGGAGCUGUAUUCAGAUCUGAAAUUGGAUUAUUUGCCGUCAUUAUUGCUAUGGUUUCAUCUUUAAUCUUUGGUCAAUCAAAUAUUGUUAUCAAUGUAAUUAUGCUUGCUAGUGGGGCUGUCAUUGGUGGACUCUUAUCUUUUGUUGUUGAUUCUUAUUUCUGGGGUUAUUUAGUCGUUCCUGAACUUUCUGCUUUCCAAUUUAACGUCAUUUUAAAUAAAUCUGCUGCAUGGGGUGUUGAACCAUGGUCAGCUUAUUUCACAAAAUAUAUUUGGGGCUUAUUCAGACCUCCUGUUAUUCUUUUACUUUUACUUCCAGGUUUAGUUAAUGAUCCAGCUGAUGAUGGACAAAUCAUUUCAAAAGAUUCCUCUGAUAAGGAAAAAGAAACUGAAAAAGUUAUCCCUCAUCCUGCUAAAAACUCACUUAGAGUUUUAUUUGUUUCAUCUAUCUUAUUCAUCGUUGCAUUAUCUUUCCAAGGUCAUAAAGAAUGGAGAUUUAUUACUUAUAUUAUUCCAAUUUUCACUCUUCAAGCCGCCAAUGGUCUUGGUAACAUUGCUAUGAAAUGGAGUAUUAGUUGGUCUAGUAAAUUACUUGUUAUAAUCGCUGUAAUCAAUGUCGCAGUUGCCUUAGUAUUUUCAUUGUUUAUGGGAUACUUCUCCAGCUUCAAUUAUCCAGGAGCUGAUGCCUUACUUUUCGUUAAUCAAUAUAUUGAAUCCAAUCAAAAAGAACAAUCAAACACUUUAGUUCAUUUGGAUGUGGCAGCUUGUAUGACUGGUGUUUCAAGAUUUGGAGAAUUAAACUCUCAUUACAUCACUUAUGAUAAGACGGAAACUGAAGUUGAACUUGAAAAGAUUUGGAAUGAUAUUGAUAUCUUAGUAAGUGAAGAUUUAAUCGUAGGAUCUAAUCCAAAAUCGUUUGCCUUUGAUCAUACUAAUUGGGAAUUACUUCACAAAUCUCAAAUCUUCAGAGGUAUAACUAUUUAUCCAUUAUUAUACGUUAUCCAAAAAGAAAAGGACGAUUACUUUGGUUUUGCUCAAAAAAUUAUCACUGGUGAAGAAAGCUUACUUAAGUUAUUGAAUUUGUUAGUCAUCACUGAUGAUUAUUUAUAUGUUUACAAAAAGGCAAUCGAAGAAGGAGAAGUGAUUGAAGAUAAGCAAGAACCUGCUGAAGUAGAUGUCGACGAAGUGAUUGAAGAAAUCAAUGAACAGAUUGAUUCUGUUGUUGAAGAAAUCUUAAGUCAAGAAGAUUGAAAUUAAAAGUAUUUUUCUAUUUACA